Messenger RNA from Musa acuminata AAA Group (dessert banana), 901 nucleotides. RefSeq names its product large ribosomal subunit protein uL11c. NCBI's taxonomy places the organism in Eukaryota, Viridiplantae, Streptophyta, Magnoliopsida, Zingiberales, Musaceae. The record is from RefSeq and is a predicted model, not a curated record. Gene Ontology annotation, molecular function: large ribosomal subunit rRNA binding; structural constituent of ribosome. Bases 66 to 698 code for a protein of 210 amino acids. Gene Ontology annotation, cellular component: mitochondrial large ribosomal subunit; ribosome. Gene Ontology annotation, biological process: translation. The transcript is spliced from 4 exons.
AAGCGAUCCGCCUCCACCCACCGCCAUCACUUCUUCCCUCGCGCCGGGCGCUCUCUCACGCCACCAUGGCGACGGCUUCUCUCUCCCUCGCUCCGCCUCCUCCUGCCCAUUCCUGUCGCCGCCUGUGCUCCUCUUUCCUCCCUCGCUUCCCUUCUCCCUCCCCCUCUCCCCGCCCGUCCCGCUGCUCCCGGCGUCCGCUCCCUGCCGUGCGGGCCAUGGCGCCCCCCAAACCGUCGGGGAAAUCCAAGAAGGUGGUGGGCAUCGUGAAGCUGGCGUUGGAGGCGGGCAAGGCGACGCCCGCGCCGCCGGUGGGGCCCGCCCUGGGUUCCAAGGGCGUUAACAUCAUGGCCUUCUGCAAGGAGUACAACGCCAGGACCGCCGACAAGGCCGGCUACGUGAUCCCCGUUGAAAUCACCGUCUUCGACGAUAAGAGCUUUACCUUUAUUUUGAAGACUCCACCGGCAUCAGUUCUGCUUCUCAAGGCUGCAGGAGUUGAGAAAGGUUCCAAAGAACCGAAGCAGGAGAAGGUGGGGAAGGUAACCAUUGAGCAGCUGUGCGCAAUAGCAACAGAGAAAUUACCAGACCUGAACUGCACCAGUAUCGAGUCUGCCAUGAGAAUCAUCGCAGGCACUGCAGCUAAUAUGGGCAUCGUCAUCGAUCCACCAGUCCUGGAGCCCAAGAAGAAGGCAGUCGUCUAACAUUUCUAGUAUUCUUUCACAAUCUGCAUCCGCAGAUCAAAAUUUCAGUUUUGUUUUGGACAUCCUAUUCAAUUCUAAGAUUCAAUUUCCAUCAUGCAUCUCCUGCUGAUUGUGUUUAUGUAAGAUUCAUGAUGUUGCCACGGCACAGGACGCUGAAGCUUUUUCAUGUUGUGGUAUAAACUUCUCUGGAUUUGGUACUGUUA